This is a messenger RNA of Hyaloscypha bicolor E, 2450 nucleotides long. RefSeq lists its product as uncharacterized. Gene Ontology annotation, cellular component: mitochondrion; succinate-CoA ligase complex (ADP-forming). Lineage: Eukaryota; Fungi; Ascomycota; Leotiomycetes; Helotiales; Hyaloscyphaceae. The transcript is spliced from 8 exons. The coding region runs from base 102 to 2159 and encodes 685 amino acids. The record is from RefSeq and is a predicted model, not a curated record. Gene Ontology annotation, biological process: tricarboxylic acid cycle. Gene Ontology annotation, molecular function: succinate-CoA ligase (GDP-forming) activity; succinate-CoA ligase (ADP-forming) activity.
ACCUUUUUGAUAUUUUGCUAGAUUUCCUCUUGUUUUUCUUCGUAAAACUUGUAAAGAUUUGUAAGGUCUAUGAUCGUGCUGGAGGAGGAAGUAGACCCUGUAUGAUCUCGGCCAUGAUUGGGCGGCAGCUGUUGCGGGGUCCUGGUCCCGGGUCAAUCUCGAGGAAGCACGUUUCCUUCAGUGCAUCGACUCGUCACAAUUCAUAUGAAGACACAAUUUCGAAUCUUAAAAUUGGGAAACAUACACGUGUGAUAUUUCAAGGGUUCACUGGAAGACAAGCCACCGCAAAUGCAAAAGAGUCUAUAGAAUGGGGAACCAACAUCGUCGGUGGAGUUACACCAGGCAAGAAUGGCGAGCAUCUUGGACUUCCAGUUUUGCCCACCGUUCGCGAGGCCAUGGAAAAAUUGAAGCCAGAUGCGACUGGCAUUUACGUGGCUGCCCAUCAAGCCCCAGGAGCCAUCGAAGAAGCAAUCGAGGCAGAGGUCCCUCUCGUUGUUGCAGUUGCUGAACAUAUUCCUAUUCAUGACAUGCUGAGAAUACAUUCAAUGCUGAGAACCCAAUCGAAAUCUCGACUGGUCGGUGCCAAUGCUCCCGGCAUUAUAUCUGCAAUUGGGAAGUGCAGAAUUGGGUUCCAACCUCUCCCAUGUUUCAUGCCUGGUCGUGUGGGCAUUGCGGCCAAAUCUGGAACUUUAAGCUACGAAGCUGUGGCGUCAACGACCAGAGCUGGACUCGGUCAAAGCUUAUGCAUUGGAAUGGGUGGAGAUGUUCUUGCGGGCACAGAUUUCGUUGAUGCUCUCAAUAUAUUCGAGCACGAUGAUGAGACUGAGGGUAUCGUUUUAAUAGGAGAGAUUGGCGGCGAAGCAGAGCUAGAGGCAGCCGAGUGGAUUACAGACUACAGGAAGCGUUCUCCAAACCCAAAGCCUAUCUCGGCACUCGUUGGGGGCAUCCAUGCAGCUCCUGGAAAAGUGAUGGGCCAUGCUGGAGCUUUCACUUUGCCAGGAGAAUCUGAUGCGUUGACAAAGAUCAAGCAUCUGGAAGCUGCGGGUGUCACUGUUGUUAAUCAUCCAGCAAAGUUUGGAGACGCCAUGAAGCUGUUGCUCGGUAAGUCUGGUCGAGCCAGCACCGGUGCUGCGGCAUCAGGGCUCUCCGAACGAAGAAGCAUACACACAAUGAGACGAGUCCGCUCGACCGCAAAAGCGUUUGCAUCUAGCUUCGGCAGUACGAUUCAGAAACGAAACCUUUACAUCCGAGAAGACCUUGCUCUUGAUCUUCUUCGUGAGCAAGGAAUCAAUGCCUCAGAGUACUCAGGUAAAGGCAGAAAACGGAUGCUUGCCGUUGCGGUGGAUCGGGCAAACUUAUCUCCUUGUAUUAUUGCCUCACCAGCAAACAAUCCUGGAGAUCCCCAUGCUGAGGCUAAAAAAUUUGCGUUUGACUACCAGUCAGGUUUCGAUGUCAGUCAGGUUCCAGCGAUCGCAGAGCAUUUGCAGCUGGGACACUCUUCGAAAGAGUCCUUGCCAAAGUUGAUCAACGGACUUGUGGAUCUAUACAUGAAGAAGGAGGCAUUCCUUCUCGAGACGAUGUUUGUUGAGCGGUUGGGAGAUCUUAAGGUUGUUGGUGCUCGAUUUGGGUUCGACGAUGCAGCAUAUCGAAGCACCAGGCGUCAAUCAGAUAUCCAUGCUCUUCGCCGGAUCGAAGAUGAGGAUCCCCAGGAAUUGGAUGCCGAGAAAGAUGGUAUCGUCUACAUCAAACUUCCUGGGGGUGGAUACAUUGGCACUUUAGUCAAUGGGGCUGGUCUGGCUAUGAAUACGGUAGAUGCAUUGGCAGAUGCUGGCGGGGAAGCUGCGAACUUCUUGGACACUGGCGGGAAAGCCACCAGCGAAACCGUCAAGAAGAGCUUUGAGGUCAUCCUCCAGGAUAAACGAGUGAAAGUCAUCUUCGUCAACAUCUUUGGUGGCUUGACUUUGGGAGACAUGAUAGCAAAUGGGGUCCUGCUGGCGUUUAAGGAGCUCGAAAUGAGGCUGCCUGUCGUGGUUCGGAUUCGUGGAACGAACGAAGGUGAAGGCCAGAAGAUUAUCGCAGAAAGUGGUCUACCUUUGCAUGCAUAUGAUGAUUUCGAGGAAGCUGCGGCGAAAGCAAUAGAGUUGGCAAAUAAACCCUGAGGGGUGCAACGACCGUUAAGACCAGAACGCAUUGAUCCUUAUUAGAACCUGCUGUAGAGACUCUCUUCAUUACAUCUAUUAAAAUUUGCACCCUCCGAAUGCAGGAACGAGGCAAAGUAGUCACGGGUUCCCAUGAUUCUUGAAGACUUCUAUGUAAUUUCGAGGUCCGGAUGUGCUCGAUCCGGCUACUGUGACGGCAGACCAAGGCGGGAAAGGGGCUGACCACGCGCAACGGGAGCGACGGGUCACGUCAUCGCUGGAGCAAAUGAACGAACCCUGACGAGAAUUUUC